AUGAAAUAUUUGAUUAUGUAUUUUUGCUUUUUCAGAAUAAAGAAACAUAAACGAAGGAAGCGUGGUGUGGAUUAUAAUGCUGAAAUACCAUUUGAAAAGAAACCAGCUCCAGGUAUGUACCAAUUGUGCACCAUUUACCACAAACCUAACAAUUGUAACAGAACUUACUUCAUUUGAAUUGCAUUUCACAUAUAUCCCAGCUUGUAAAUGAACAUUUUCUUUAGGUUUUUAUGAUACCGCUGAGGAGAAUGUGGCACCAAUCGAACCAGACUUUAAGAAACUGAGACAGGACAAUCUGGAUGGAAAAAUGAGAGAUCAAAAAGAAGCUGAGGAGAGAAGAAAAGACAAGGAAAAAAUGAAGAAAAGAAAAGAAAGUGAUUUACCCGGAGCUGUUAUGCAGAUCAAUAAGUAUGUACAAGAAGGGUAGAGUGUACCCCUCCCCUGUCAAAAUCUCGAUAUUGUAGGAUGCACUCCCCUGACAGAAUAUGGACACUCCAGUUAAUAGUCAGUGCAUUUAGGAGGGUCAAAUAUGGGCCUAAAGUUGUACAACUGUUUUUGCUGUUUUAAUUUGCUGUUUUAAAAUAUUCCAUGGGCAGCCCUGUCUAGGGGCUUCAAGUAAAAUCCACAUUACAAAAUUUGUAAAUUAUCUUAAUAUUGUAAUAUUUGUACAUAUACUUAAACAUCCUUCUUAAAUUAACUGCAAUGUAUGCUCUUUCUUAUUAAAGGUUAAAUAAUCCAGAUCAUAUAAAAAAGAGAAGUAAACUUGUUCUUCCCAGACCUCAAGUUUCUGAUGCUGAACUGGAAGAGGUGAUUAAGAGCUCGAAAAUCAGUUAAAAUAGCUUAGUCUUGAACUGUCUGUGCCAGUGUAGGUAGUGUUAAUAACAAAACUUCGGUUGAUGCAACUCUUCUACUUCUACCUGAAAAUACAAGUAAAGCUUCUAUGUUUCGAGCAAAGGCCUGCCCUUCAUUGGGAAGUUAGUAGAGAAGUUUUCCUUGUACAGUGGUUUUCAGGUAGUGUAAUCCCUAUCAAUCCAAAGUUUUCAAAAUACCUUAGUGCCUGUUGAUUUUCCACAAAGGCCCUCCAUUAUUGCUCCUUGCAAGAGGAAAUCGGAAUACUCUUUGAAAAUUUGCAGUGUUUUAUAGAUUUAAACUGGAAACAAUCUUCUUACAUGUGGUAGUGGCGAAACAACAAUUAGACAACCGUGUGUUCUGUAGGAAUCAAAGUCUUGGAGGUGACAUGCACUAACGAUUAUGCCGCUGUCUCUUUGUAGGUAGUGAAGAUGGGUUUUGCAAGUGAGACAGCUCGAGCAAGCGUUGAAGAAGGGAGUACAGCAUCUGACGCUCUAUUAGCUGAAUAUUCCAUUACACCUAGCAAUCUGAAUCAACUUAGAACACCACGAACACCUGCAGCUCAAGAUACUGUCCUUCAGGUUUGUCUUAGUAAGAUCUGUAGUCCGUUAUAACUUGGCUCGAUGACUUGAGAAGAAAUGUAUUAUAUACAGUAUAUUUAUUGUAGAAAAGCUCAUCUUGAUAAAUGUUUUCACCAUCAUAAUUGCUGGAUACAAUGUCAUUAGAUGAAUAAAUUAGUUUGCCUUUGUUUUGUGCUGCUAAGGCCUAAAAAAACCCCUGUGGUUCCCUAUUUUUUCUGCUGACCCUAUUAUUUUUUCAACCCGAUUGACCGUGCGACCCUAUUUUCUCCGGGUGGUUGCGGGCUGCUGCCAAAACGGCGUCUGUUAUCACACUAAUUAUUGAAAAAAAUAUUCAAAAAAAAAUUUAUUUCAGACCUACCGACCCUAAUUUUUUCGCGAUAUGAAACCGGAACCACAGGUAUUUUUUUAGGCCUAAAGCUGAACUAAGGCCAUCAUAUUAUGCAGCUCUGAAAGUGAAAAAGAUGGUCAAGAUAAGGUUUUCUACUACAAUAUGAUGAUAUAUACAGCGAGUAGUCAAUUGACAAGUUUUCUACUUCAAGGAAGCACAAAAUAUCUUAGCUCUCAAUCAAGUGGACACGCCAUUAAAGGGAGGAAUGAACACUCCACUUAUGGAGUCAAGUUUUGAAGGUGUAACUCCCAAGAGAGCUGAUGUGAAAACUCCAAAUAUGAUGCUGGGAACUCCUUUCAGAACUCCACAGAGUGAAGGACAAGGUAGUUGAAUAUUUAAAACCAUUCCUGCGUUCAUAGUCAACGUGAUUUGAAUAGAAAUUUGGAAAACUUCAAAGUGUCUACAAUGACCUAUGGUUUUAUGGUGAGACAACUUCACAAUGCGCAAUUUUUUUAAUGAAAAUAAAAUAAAUUAUCUUUUCGGUACCUUUUCCAAGGUUUAACCCCACGUAUGGGUGGCACACCGGGUCCCAAAGGGACAAUAACACCCGGACGAGGAUCAGUGAGGGAUAAACUGAGUAUUAAUCGUGAAGAUGCAUUGGCUGAUGAAUAUGAGUCAGCACAUAUGGCUAGACAACAGCAGGUUAGUGAUAGUUGACCACAUUUCACUGCCCACCUGUAGCUAUAAACAAAACUAACUUUACUUAUACCGAAUAGCUCUAUUUACUUUUCAACUGUUCUUCCUAGAGGUCCAGUGAGGACCAUCCCUUAAAUUUAUAUACUACCUUUAUCUCUACUGAAUAGCUCUAGUAGUUCUGAACUGUUCUUCGUAUUUUUCUAAUAUUCAGGAGGAACAGAGGUCACGACUCAAAGAAAGUCUUGCAAGUCUUCCAACGCCAUCCAAUGACUUUGAAAUUGUUGUCCCUGAGGUACUGUAGAAAAUACUUUGUAGUUGUAUUCACACUGUAUUUAUUAUCGUAAUCAUGGCAUGUUAUAAACCUAUUUGGCUAUUGCCAAUGUUGUUCUUCUAUUUUCAGUCUGGUCCUGACGAAGAAGAGAAAACAAAAGAUGGUAGUUUUGUUGAAGAUGCGUCAGAUGUUGAUGCGAGAGCACUUGCACUCAGAACACUCGAAGGUGACAUACAAUUCUCACGCACAUUUUUCAAGUUUGUUGUUUCUUCACAUGUGCUAAUAGACUGACGGAAUCAUUCGGCAUCAAAGUGGUCAAUGCGUGCGCUUUUUCAUCUGCUAUACUUGCCUACUUCCUCUGCAAAACUUGCUAUACUGUGGUUUAGUUUAGUCACUUUAUUGAGUUUCUCGCUCAUUGGUGCGGAUUUGCCAACGCCAUAUUGCCCAAUUGAUACGGGAUCCGACAGCCGUUCCGCACGUUGUAACCGCAAAUUGUAAUCUAUUGGCGUUGUAAAGCCAUUGUAUGCAAUAAAGUAUUGGAUUGUAAUGGGUCUACAAUUACAAUAACUCUAAUCCAAACGCUCUAAAGUUGCAUGAUGACCUUUUUUAUCAUUUUAUCACAAUAAUCUCAUGAUAUUGAUUAUGUCAUAAUCUGAUUAUGCCUAAUAACGUCAGUUAACUAGUAAGUUUAAUUGAUGGAACUUCACUGUAAAUACAAUAAUCUUAUGUAGAGGAAAAAGAACGCAGACUAUGGUCACAAGCUGUUCAACGCGACAUGCCUCGUCCUUCGGAUGUCAACACUACAGUUCUACGUCCAGCGAACAUUGAACCACCGUUAACAGCGCUACAGAAGGUACAGUAUGAAGUAAUGUUUGAGAUUGCUGCGGAGACAUACAACGACCUGAAAAAUAUAAGCAGAACUUCGACGUUUCGAGCGAAGGCCCUUUGUUGCCUAUCAGUUCUUACCGUUGCGAUACUUUACUUACCAGUUCCCCCAGGCCUAGAAAAUAUAUUUAUCUACCUGGAAGCAAAAUUCAAAAAUUAAAAUUUCCUGUGUAAAUCAACCAUAAAACGUCCUGCAUAUGUAAAUUUCAGUGAACAUGUUGGACUCUGCAGAAUACCGCACAUCUCGACUUGCAAAAUGCUUAAUUUGGAAUUUUCAAACAAUAAGUAAAUUAUAUGGCAUUCCUGUAUAUAAGAUGACAAACAUUUCUUGCAAAGUGCAAGAAAAUUUCCUGUAGUGCUGCUGGCGGUGCCGGACAUUUUUCAGCACUGAACUUCCCAACAAAGGGCAUUCGCUCGAAACAUUGAAGUUCUCCUUGUAUUUUUCAGGGAGUUGUAUCCCUAUCAAUCUGAAGCUUUCUUAUUAUUGCCACUACCUACACUGGCACAGAAUGUUCAACAGUAUAUCACAUGUCAUAUUCUCAUUAGGCUGAAGAGUUAAUCAAGAAGGAGAUGAUCACAAUGCUUCGCAAUGAUAUAGUCCACCAUCCAACCAGCAAUCAGGUGGAACUCCUUAAACAGAAAAAGACCCGCAACUCCGUUCAGGCGGUGAUUGCCGCAAAUCAGGCAGCGCUGGAGCGAGACCAGUAUGAGAAAUUCAACGAAGAAGAAAUGGCCGACGCCAAGAAGUUACUGGUGAAAGAAAUGGAGUAUGUGAAACAGAGAAUAGGACAUGGUGAUUUGCCGCUAGAGUCUUACUCUAAAGUAUGGAAUGAGUGUUAUGCACAGGUUAGUGAUUGCCUAGAAGUAAUAUUUCAACUCCGACUACGAGGACUGGAUUAGAUUUCAAAUCCGCGCGCAAUUUCAUCCAGACCGAGGCAAAGCCAAGAUCAAAAUGCAAGGAGUUGAAAUCUAGUCCAGUCCGAAUUGGAGGAUUUGAAAUGAGAUCUCAUACGAAUAAAUCACUACUUAGACUGAUUUAAUUCCGAUCCAGUCCUAGGACUGAAUGAACAUACUUCACACCAGGCAUCCAGUAUUAUCAUGUAAGCAAAAUAAACCAAUAUGGUUGGUUAAUUUACUCAUGAAUUAUUAAUGAGUUUGAGAUAAUACAAUUUCUUUUACUGGCAGCAAAAUACCAUCAGCUGCUAAACUUGACCAUUAUUUGCUGUCGUUGACUGAAGCCCACCUAUUCCCAAUUUCUUAUCUCGAAAGGAAUGAGAAGGUAGUCUUGAGCAGCAUAGAAUCAGUAUGUCAUUUGUUCCAAUUAAUUUUCCCCACUAGGUCAUGUUUUUACCGUCACAAAAGCGAUACACAAGAGCUGCGUUGGCCAGCAAGAAAGAUAGAUUGGAAUCACUUGAAAAACAUCUCGAGGUAAAGUUGCGGUCAGCAAACUUUUCAGUGCACAUAAUCAGACUAACAUCAUCUUAAAUAAUUUCACCUGAGUACAUACAUCAGAACAGGUUAUUCUAUAUCACGAAGUUAAUAUUUUCUGUCCCUAGCUCAAUCGCUCGCAAAUGGCUCAAGAUGCGAAGAAGGCUUCGAGAAUAGAAAAGAAAUUGAAAGUUCUUUUAGGAGGAUACCAGGUAAACGAGGCCCACCCAAAACACCCGCUUUGCAGGCUGUGGGUAUCCUGAUUAUAAUUCUGUGUCAUUUUUCGUUCAGUCUCGCGCUGUUGGUUUGGUGAAGCAAUUAUCAGAUGUUCAUGAUCAAGUGGAGCAAGCUUAUGUCGAGAAAAGAACUUUUGAAGAACUGAGGAAUCAGGAAACAAAUUCAAUACCGAAACGAUUACAGGUAUGCAUUGUGGCUCAGUUGGUUAGAGUGCUGUUUCGAGUAAUCGCCAACAGUUCGACAACUGUCUCUCUGUAGCUCGUGGUUAGAGCUCGACAACUGUCUCUCUGUAGCUCAGUUGGUUAGAGCUCGACAACUGUCUCUCUGUAGCUCAGUUGGUUAGAGCUCGACAACUGUCUCUCUGUAGCUCAGCUGGUUAGAGCUCGACAACUGUCUCUCUGUAGCUCAGUUGGUUAGAGCUCGACAACUGUCUCUCUGUAUCUCAGUUGGUUAGAGCUCGACAACUGUCUCUCUGUAGCUCAGUUGGUUAGAGCUCGACAACUGUCUCUCUGUAGCUCAGUUGGUUAGAGCUCGACAACUGUCUCUCUGUAGCUCAGUUGGUUGGAGUGCUGCACCAGAAUGCAGGUUCUCUUCCUGCCAGAGAGCCUAUAGUUGUAUUUUUUGCAACUUCUCGGAACAUUUUUUGCAACUGCCUCGAUGUCCAUACAUGUCGUUAACUUUUAGUAAUAAAUUAAUUUAGUGACGAUAUAAUAAUCUUUCUAUCUCGCAGGCACUGGAAGAAGACGUGCAAAGACAAACAGAACGUGAGCACGAGCUACAACAACGUUUUGGCGAACUUUUGGUAGAACGCGACAACUUGAAACAUUCAACGUCGUCAUAGCAACAUGGCGAUGGCGUGUAUAUAGAUCAUUGACAUUGACCCCGCGUUGAACUAUAUAUGCAUCUCUGUGUAGAGUUCAAUGAUGUAGUAAGCAAAGCAAAUUGGCGCAAAAUUAAUGUGCGUAAAGCCAGCCUUGGCCUUUCACUCGCGGGCGAGUUACCUGCGAAUGAAUUUGCAAUGGUUUCCCGUUUGAAAAUAUCCGAACGGAG
Messenger RNA from Paramuricea clavata, 6325 nucleotides. NCBI's taxonomy places the organism in Eukaryota, Metazoa, Cnidaria, Anthozoa, Malacalcyonacea, Plexauridae. The record is from the annotation of a GenBank genome assembly.